AUGGAAAACGAGAAGAAUGGGAAGAACGAGGCCACAGUUGGAGCGGCCGCGGAGACGGACUCUGGGUCAGUCCAAUCCACCCCUAUUCCCGACGGGGAUGGGGGGAUCAAACGCGACUUGGAGUCUCGGCACAUCAACAUGAUUGCGAUUGCAGGAAUGAUUGGAACCGGUCUAUUUCUCAGCUCAGGCUCGACAAUCGUUACUGCAGGACCAGCUGGGGCGUUGCUAGCGUAUAUCGUGAUGGGACUCGUCACCGCGGGCGUGUCCUACACCACAGGCGAGAUCACCUCUUUUAUGCCAUCAACGGGAGGGUUCAUACGUCAUGCGACCAAGUUCGUCGAGCCCGCACUAGGCGCUGCCACGGGAUGGAACUUUUGGUACACGAUGUCUAUCUCGGUUCCUGCCGAGAUCAGUGCGGCAGCCACUUUGAUUCAGUUCUGGAACACCUCCGUCAAUCCAGGCGUUUGGAUCACUGUGUUCUUGGUGUUCAUCAUCACGGUGAACUUCUGCGGCGUUCGGCUCUACGGUGAAACCGAAGUUGUGUUUGCAUCCCUCAAGAUCAUGACAAUCAUCGGCCUCAUCAUCGGCGGCCUCGUCAUCGACCUCGGCGGAGGACCGCACGGCGAGCGUAUCGGAUUCCGGUACUGGCAGAACCCGGGGGCUUUCAACAGCUACCUCGUCCCGGGGUCAGCGGGGAACUUCUUGGCCUUCUGGAAGGUUCUCCUCUCGGCCGCCUUUAGUUACGGCAACAUCCAAGUCGUUGCCAUCUCCGGUUCCGAGACGCGAGAGCCAAGAAAGAUCAUCCCUGCUGCCACGAGAAAGACCUUCUUUCGGGUCUUCUUCUUUUACGUUCUCAGCAUCCUCGUUGUCGGGAUGAUUGUACCAUCGGAUGACCCAUCACUGCGUAUCUCAACGGGAACCGCACAGCAGUCUCCGUUCGUCAUUGCCUUCACCCGUUCCGGAGUCUCGGUGUUACCCUCCAUUAUCAACGCCGUGGUAUGCACUUCCGCCAUAAGCAGUGGUUCAGCUUGUGUCUUCAUUGCCUCUCGCACCCUGUACGGCUUGAGCUGUGAUGGCCACGCACCCAAGAUCCUUCAGCGCUGCAAUAGGUUCGGAACGCCUCACUACGCCGUGGGGUUGACUUGCGCCCUGAUGCCUCUCGUGUACCUGAACGUGGCCAACAACACGUCUGUUGUCUUUGGCUGGUUCGUCAACAUCACGACUGUCGCUGGCCUUAUCGGUUGGAUGGUUAUAGAAGUGACAUAUCUUCGAUUUUAUGCUGGACUCAAAGCCCAGGGGUACUCUCGAAAGGGUGAGCAAUCUUGUCACUUCAGCUUCCUCGAUAGCAGUGUCACAAUGUGUCUAACUGUAGCGUUUAUAGACCUUCCAUACCGAAGCCCAGGACAGCCUUACGUAUCGUGGAUCACUCUAUUUAUGGUGUUCCUUGUCGUGUUCUUCUCAGGGUUCGAUGUCUUCACAACAGGCAACUUCACAGCCUCAGGGUUUCUUACCUGUUAUGUCAACGUUUUCGUCUUUGCCGUGUUGUAUUUGUUCUUCAAGUUUUACCUGAAGUCGCGAGUCAUUGCUGUGAGCGAGAUGGACUUCGAGACAGAGUUCACUUCCAUCAGGCAAGAAAAAGCACGUGAGGAAGUAUAUGAGCGUAAAGAGACCGGCCUUAAGCAGUUGCUUCGCAAGAUCGUUCAUACCGUAUGA
Molecule: messenger RNA, 1713 nt
Organism: Colletotrichum destructivum
Lineage: Eukaryota; Fungi; Ascomycota; Sordariomycetes; Glomerellales; Glomerellaceae
Product: Putative amino acid permease/ SLC12A domain-containing protein
Exons: 7
Coding region: 1-1713 (570 amino acids)
Biological process (GO): amino acid transmembrane transport
Cellular component (GO): membrane
Molecular function (GO): amino acid transmembrane transporter activity
Source: RefSeq, a predicted model, not a curated record